Larimichthys crocea (large yellow croaker) is the source of this 4025-nucleotide messenger RNA. It is a transcript of the gene jade1, whose product is annotated as jade family PHD finger 1. Lineage: Eukaryota; Metazoa; Chordata; Actinopteri; Sciaenidae. The transcript is spliced from 12 exons. Bases 233 to 3253 code for a protein of 1006 amino acids. The record is from RefSeq and is a predicted model, not a curated record. Gene Ontology annotation, cellular component: histone acetyltransferase complex. Gene Ontology annotation, biological process: regulation of transcription by RNA polymerase II.
ACAUUGUGUUAGUGUUUGUUGUUGACAGUCAAACGUGCAGCCGGGCAACGUGUGGUCGCUUUGAACGGAACCAUGAGGACCCGGCUCUUCCUCCGGUAGCUCUCCGGUCUGUCUGAUUCUUUUAAUCCGGGUUUGGAUCAGUCGAGUCGGGCUUUCUGGCGCCCUCCAGCGGCCUGCAGCGGCAGCGCAGCCCGGGCUCGGUAACCUCCUCCCCGCCGCUCCGUGUUUGUGUAUGUGGAAUGCGGGUCAAGCGGAACUCACGGCUCAAACUGCGGCUCGCUUCAAACUCAAACCCCGGCGUGCAUCGGCCCGGCGUGCUCUUGUCAUUACAGCGGAGCUCCGCAGACAGACGACAGCGAUGAAGAGAAACAGGCACCCCAGCAGCAGCGACGACUCCGACGAUGGAAGAAGGAAACCCAAAGAAAGAAAAAGAAAGAAGGGCAGCAGACGGACAAAGAUUAAGGAGAAGGAAAGGAAAGCCUGUGGUUUGAGGAGCAGGAGACAGAGUAGGGACAGGAGGAGGCGUGCAUGGACCUUUAAAGACGUCCUGGCAGGUAACUCCACCUGCUGGUCCCAACACUCGUCACAGCACAGGAGGGGGACCGGGCAGAAACCCUCGGAGGUUUUCAGGACGGACCUGAUCACUGCCAUGAAAGUGCACGACUCGUACCAGCUGAACCCCGAGGACUACUACGUCCUCGCCGACCCGUGGAGGCAGGAGUGGGAGAAGGGAGUCCAGGUCCCCGUCAGCCCCCAGUCCAUCCCACAGCCUGUCGCCAGGGUGCUGGCGGAGAAAGGAAAGGAGGUCAUGUUCGUCAGGCCAAAGAAGCUGAUCCGGACGUCGGGCACCGAGGCGCUGGGCUACGUGGACAUCCGGACGCUGGCGGAGGGGAUGUGCCGCUACGACCUGAACGAGGAAGACGUGGCCUGGCUGCAGAUCACUAACGAGGAGUUUGCAGAGAUGGCCAUGCCGCCGUUGGACGAGAUCACCAUGGAGCGGGUGAUGGAGGAGUUCGAGCACUGCUGCUACGAGAACAUGACGCACGCCAUGGAGACGGAGGAGGGGCUCGGCAUCGAGUACGACGAGGACGUCGUGUGCGACGUCUGCCAGUCGCCCGACGGGGAGGACAACAACGAGAUGGUGUUCUGCGACAAGUGCAACAUCUGCGUCCACCAGGCGUGUUACGGCAUCCAGAAAGUCCCAAAGGGCAGCUGGCUGUGCCGGAUCUGCGCCCUCGGCAUCCUGCCAAAGUGCCAGUUGUGUCCCAAGAAGGGCGGCGCCAUGAAGCCGACACGAAGUGGAACCAAGUGGGUCCACGUCAGCUGUGCCUUGUGGAUUCCAGAGGUGAGCAUCGGGAAUCCGGAGAAGAUGGAGCCGAUCACCAACGUGUCCCAAAUCCCCAGCAACAGAUGGGCUCUGAUCUGCUGCAUGUGCAAAGAGAAGACCGGAGCGUGCAUACAGUGCUCAGCAAAAAACUGCCGGACUGCCUUCCACGUGACGUGCGGCCUCCACGCCAGCCUUGAAAUGAACACCAUCCUCACCGAGGACGACGAGGUCAAGUUCAAGUCCUACUGCCCCAAACACUCCGGGCUCGAGGGCACCGAGUCCAGGGACCGAGACUCAGGAGGCGAGGAGGAGAAGGAGAAGGAGAGCGCCAGAGACAAGAAGGGGAAGAGGAGAGGCCGGGUCAGACUGGAGGAGGACGCUGCCUCCUCCUCCUCCUCGUCCUACGUGGCUCCUCAGCUCAUCAACAGAGCGCCGGGCGACUUGGAGGGGCUCAGCAGCCGCCAGCAGGAGAAGAGAGUCAACCUCCGCAAGCUGAAGCUGGAGGCGAUGGAGGAGGACUUCUACCAGUUCGUGGAGGUGGAGGAGGUGGCCAGUCACCUGAAGCUGCCGCCGGAGGUGGUGGACUUCCUCUACCAGUACUGGAAGCUAAAACGCAAAGCCAACUUCAACCAGCCGCUCCUCACGCCCAAGAAGGACGAGGAGGAGAGCCUGGCACGCCGCGAGCAGGAGGUGCUGCUGCGACGCCUGCAGCUCUUCACGCACCUCCGUCAGGACCUGGAGAGGGUUCGUAACCUCACCUACAUGGUGACUCGGAGGGAGAAGAUGAAGCGCUCGCUGUGGAGAGUCCAGGAGCAGAUCUUCCAGCACCAGGUCCGACUGAUCGACCACGAGCUGCUCACAGGCGACCCCUCGACUAAAGACUUGGAGAAGCUCUUCUCUCUGGGCUGGUUAUCCUCUCAGGACUCCCAGUCUCGCUCCUCCUGGAGCCACUCUGGACUGAAAACCAAACGCGGCUCUUUAAAGCAGGACAAAAGGAGAAGCGGAGACAGGAAAGGCCUCUCCGACUCCCUGCACACUCACAGGAAGGACAAUCCAAGCAGACCACUGGAGACAAAAGACAGUAAAGGCUCCCGAACGAGAGAGUCGGCAGCUGCCGAGGCCGCGAGCGACGCCAAACUCCAAACCUCGGAGAUCAGCCAGGAGAAGCUUCACAGGCCAGAAGUUGUUCAGGAAACGACCGCGGCCAAGCUGCACAAACCCGAGAGCAAGAAAAGCUCGAGGAGGGAGGAACACGAGGCGCCGGGGAGGCGGAAACGAGACAGCGACCACGAGCAAGAGGAGAGGAGGAGGAAGAGGAGGAGCGACGUGAUGGAAAGCUUCCCCAGCCAGGUGAAGAACAGGUACGGGUCAAAACAUCUGGAGAAGACGGUCUCCAUCAGGCUGGUCGACAUCAGGAACUCGGACACCGACGACUACUUCACGGACGAAGGGAUGACCAGAAGAAGCCCCGUCUCUCUGGACGCUAAACUCAACAGAGCCGCCGCCGUCGUCUCGGACACCGCCGCCGCCACCAAAGCCAACGGCUGGCUGAGGAGAACCCACGCCAACGGCUCGCACACGCCCAGCAGACCUGUGCCCGGACACCUGAAGGGCUGGGGCAGGUUCAGGAUCCCCAAGAAGAGCGAGAGGCCGAUGAUGGAAGAGGAAGAGGAGGAGGAGGAGGAGGUGGUGGAGCACCGCAAACCACUGCUGAGGCCGCUGACCAACACGCCCGAGCCGUCGUACCCGAGGACCAGACACCGCGCGGGGACGGAGAACGACGGCUACGCCUCCGACUCCAAACCAGGCGACAGCGAGAUGGAGCCCUGCUUGAAGCGAUGCCACUCCCACCAGCUGAGGGGCGACUCGUCUCUCGGGCGGCGCUACGGGUCCGACAUCAUCCGCCAAGGCGUGCUGGCGUCCUGAUGGCGGAGGAACACUUGUUUAAAAGAAUAAGCUGCACUGUGUUAAGUUGGAGAAGAACGACGGUCGCUCUUUGUACCUUUAUUUUUCUGGAUGAACCGUAAAGAUUAAAAAAAAGAACAGAGCUGAUAUUUAUUUUUUAUUUGUAAAAUAUGUAAAUCUGGUAAAUAUUUUACUUUGUACUUUAUUUUGAGCUAGUUUUUAUUUUUCUUUAAGAGUAGAAAGAUGUCAAGUUGCCACUUAAACGCUCGCUCAGAUAUUUACAAGCAAAAGCAUCAACUAGGCGUGAUCGCUGCUUGGGACCACAGCUUGCAAUGUAAUGAUUUUUUCAUAGUAUUAAACUCUGUUGCACUUAGUCGAGAACGCUGACAGAUAAUCUUCAUCCUGUCGGCGACGUAGUUUAUUAUUCUUUUUCUAAAUCAAGCUUCAUCCGACGUUUAACGGCUACAGACAGGAAGUCGAACUGCCCUUUUCCCGCUUCUUUAAACUCGCCUGUCAUCGUCACGAACAGGAAAACGUCGUCAGGACUGAAAGUGUAAUUGAACUGCGAUCGUAUCGUAUCCAUCAUGUGCCUAACUUUGAUUUGAAGCGUUUGCACUACAAGAGGACGGCACAGGUGUUGAGGUAUGAGUAGAGUUAUUUUUACACUGAAAUAUAAAAAAAAAAAAGCGUUUUGUACCCUCGGCCGCUGCUGCUGUACUACUGUUAUGCAAAAUGAAACUUGUUUUUUUGUCUUUGUCUCAAAGAGGAAUAAAAAAAAACCUGCAGGACUGAA